UAUGUGUCGCUUCCACAUCUCCGAGCUGAGAUCUUCACUCUCCUCCGUCGUUCCGAGACAGUCACGGCACGAGCUCAUGUGCUCUUUACUUGUUUUUUUAUUUUUAUUUUUUCCUUUGGUGUUGUUGUGCAUCGGUUAAGGUUUGGUUUAUACGAGGAGCAAGUGUCCUCUGAAUGGAAGCGCAAAAGGAAGUGGCGGGAGUUCCUUUUAUUUCCUUCUACUUGUCGAAUUCGCGAUUCUUAGAUUUCGAGGCAUGAUGAUUGUUCGCCUUUGCUCUGGUUCCUAUCAUUUUCGUGGCGUGAUUAGCCAGACACUGUUUUGGCGUUCUUGAUUUCCAAGCGAGCAGGUUGAGUCGCUGGUGAAUGUCGACCUGACUUGAGUAGGCUGGCGAUUGUAACCGGUAGUUGUAAUUGGCCUCGACCGUCGUAACCGGAUCAACGUGUUUUGGUGGGUAAAGUUUACGAGGAAAUCGGGUCAAUCUCGUGAUAUCGUAACGAUGUUCAACUAAGCACUUCUUAUGGGUACUUAGUGCAUGUAGUAUGGUGUAAAUGCGGCGUUUAUCCUCAUUGGUGCAUGGUAUUUUCUGUUCAUAGUGAUGAUUCUUCCAUGCUGAUUCCUCUGGUUCUUAAUUAAGCAUUAAGGCCAAGAUGGUAUUUGGUUCACUGGAGUUUUGGAUAAAAGCAGUUCCCCGUGGCUGUUGACCUUUGAUCGGCUGUUUCGUUGAUCUCCUCAAAGGGAUGAUACUCUCUGCUCUUCUAACUUCUGUCGGGAUCAAUCUUGGGCUCUGUCUUCUGUUUUUCACUUUAUAUUCCAUUUUGAGGAAGCAGCCUGGUAACAUCACUGUAUAUGCACCUCGCUUAGUUGCUGAACAUAAGAUUAACGAGAGGAGGCAGUUCAAUCUCGAGAGUCUACUUCCUUCUCCUGGGUGGGUGAGACAAGCAUGGCAGCCCACCGAAGCAGAACUAUUGUCACUCUUGGGCCUGGAUGCUGUUGUUUUUAUGCGUAUUUUCAUUUUCAGUAUGAGAGUAUUUAGCUUUGCUACGAUUGUUGGGAUUGGCAUUCUCCUUCCUAUCAAUUAUCUGGGUACUCAGCUAAGUGAUGAUUCUGAACUGACAGACAAGUCGCUCGACUCUUUCAGCAUUUCGAAUGUCAAUGACGGUUCAAACUGGUUGUGGAUCCACUUUUGUGCUGCAUAUAUUUUUUCAGGAGUGGUCUGCUACCUUUUAUAUUAUGAGUAUAGCUAUAUAUCUGACAAGAUGAUUAAUUGCUUAUACUCAUGCAAACCUUUGCCUCAUGAUUUUACUGUACUUGUCCGUGGUAUCUCCACUUCAUUGGGACACACCGUCAGUGAAGAUGUAGAGAGCUUUUUCACAGAGUACUAUUCCUCCACGUAUCUUUCCCAUUCUGUUGUUCGUCGAACCAGCAAACUUCAAAGUCUCAUAAGUGAUGCAGAUAAGCUGUACAGGAAACUGGCUCACUUAAAAUCGAAUAAGGAUACUCCAAGAAGGUUCAAACGUGAGGGUUUAUUAGGUCUUUUUGGACGACAAGUUGAUCUUGCAGACCAUUAUGAGAAGAAGUUGGACGAUCUAGAACAGCAGGUGAGGAUGGAGCAGUCUUUGUUAGCGGGACAGGAAGUUCCAGCUGCCUUUGUCUCAUUCAAGUCACGCUUUGGUGCUGCCACAGCUCUGCAUAUCCAACAGAGGAUUAACCCUACCGAGUGGGUCACUGAGCAAGCUCCUGAACCGCAGGAUAUUCACUGGCCGUUCUUUUCUGCAUCAUUCUUAAGAAGAUGGAUCUGCAACCUGGCUGUGGUGGCUGCAUGUAUUGCCAUAACUAUUUUAUUUCUCAUUCCAGUUGUAAUAGUGCAGGGUCUUACUAAUCUGGAUCAGCUGGGGACCUGGUUCCCUUUCCUUGAAGGAUUGUUAGAAAUAACGUUCGUUAGUGAAGUGAUAACAGGAUAUCUUCCCAGUUUGAUUCUUCAGCUGUUCCUCUCUCUUAUACCCCCUGUCAUGGUGGUACUUUCUUCGGUGCAAGGAUAUGUAGCCUUUAGCCAAAUACAAAAAAGUGCAUGUAUCAAGGUGUUGUUGUUUACAAUCUGGAACAUUUUCUUUGCAAAUGUACUAUCAGGCUCGGCUCUCUACCGAGUUAAUGUCUUCCUUGAGCCCACGAAAAUUCCUGCGGUACUUGCUGAGGCUGUUCCUGCACAGGCAUCAUUCUUCAUUGCGUAUGUUGUAACAUCUGGAUGGACCAGUGUAUCGUCAGAGCUUUUCAGGCUGCUUCCACUCAUCUUUCAUUUUUUGGCGAAGGUCUUCGCUAAAAAAGAUGCUGAGGAAUUUAAGGUUCCGCAGAUUCCUUACCACAGUGAGAUACCCAAAAUUAUCUUCUUUGGGGUUCUUGGUAUAACAUACUUAAUCCUUGCUCCACUGAUUCUGCCAUUCCUCCUGAUUUAUUAUUGCAUGGGAUACAUUGUCUACCGCAACCAGCUACUGAAUGUUUAUGUCUCGAAGUAUGAGACCAGCGGAAAGUUUUGGCCCAUAGUACACAGUUCAACGAUUUUUUCCUUGGUCUUGAUGCAUAUUAUUGCUAUUGGUAUCUUUGGACUUAAGAGUCUUCCCUUAGCAUCAGGCUUAAUGGUUCCUCUCCCAGUUCUCACCCUUCUGUUCAAUCAGUAUUGCCAGAAACGGUUCCUGCCUCUAUUUAAAGCUUAUCCAGCUGAGUGCUUGAUAAAGAAGGAUAAAGAGGACCAGAAUGAUCCCACGAUUGGCGAAUUCUACAAUAGGUUGGCAACUGCAUAUGAAGAUCCAGCUAUGAAGCCAACAAACUAUUUGCUAAGCACUGAUUCAUGCAGCACUCCCCUUCUUCGGUCUGCAGAAGUUGAGAACCUAGCUUGAUGAGGAAUUUCUUCUUGUAUAUUACCAGAGUUCCUGAGUUUGUUUGGGUGAUUUGUGCUGGUGACGUGAGAAAAACCUGUCUAUCCGAUACUAGUGUAAAGUUCCAAUUCAGAAAUUAUCCAUGGUUUUGGGGCUGGUUUUGAACUAAGUAUCAAGUGCCUCCAUCAGCAUUUACCAGUAUGGACUUUGGCAUUGGGUGUAUGGAAGGUGAAUCAGUGUUCUAUAUGUCCGGUCGCUGGAUAUGUAUACUUUGCCAGCAGAAGUAAAGAGAUGAGCACAUGUAUCAAACGGUUUGUAAAGAUUGAGCUGGGUGAUUCUUUAUUCUGAUUUCCAAGGGAUUAAUUCUGAAGGAUGUUUUUGCUUU
This is a messenger RNA of Rhodamnia argentea, 3255 nucleotides long. Its product is annotated as CSC1-like protein HYP1. Lineage: Eukaryota; Viridiplantae; Streptophyta; Magnoliopsida; Myrtales; Myrtaceae. Gene Ontology annotation, cellular component: plasma membrane. The coding region runs from base 738 to 2891 and encodes 717 amino acids. The transcript has 11 exons. Gene Ontology annotation, molecular function: calcium-activated cation channel activity. The record is from RefSeq and is a predicted model, not a curated record.